ACUGAUAACAUAUGGGAGAUAAGAAAUUGAGGUGAACUCAUAUACCAAUACUCUAGAGUCUUGCCAUUUUUUAAUAAAUCAAUAUGUUUUGAUGUGUUUACGCGCGGAAAUCUAAAUGAUAUUUUUUCCUAUCAGUUUCGGGAUUGAUAUUGGUGUACGAAAAUAAUGCUCAAAUGCCUGUCCGAAAAAACAGUAGGGUUAGGAAAACUUCGUCGGAGGUGUAUAUCACUAGAGGGCGGAGUAACACAUGGAGCUCUGCUGAAAAUAAUGCUUCGGGACCUUCAAAUGCAGUGGAUCAACUCGGGAGAAGCCCUAGAAGAUCUGUCUGGACUCUGAGCGAAGAACCAACAUGUAAAUUACGCUUGAGGGUGAUAUCUGCCAAGAAUCUUAUGAAAAAAGAUAUCUUUGGAGCAAGUGACCCUUAUGUUAGAAUUGACUUGAAUACCAAUAAUGGAGAUGAAACCAUUGAUUCAGUUCUCACCAAAACCAAAAGACGGGUAUGUUCAUCAUUUACUGAAUUUUGGAAUACUUGCAUGGUCUGGAGAGUCAAACCAGCCGAACACAAGUUAAUCCUGCAAGUUUUUGACGAAAACAGGCUUACGAGGGAUGACUUUUUGGGAAUGGUAGAGUUACCUUUGACUGGCUUACCAAAAGAACAGGGUGACAGAAUAGUACCAACUGUCAAGUACCUACUGAUGCCAAGAAGCGAUUUUAGUGCUCGAUCCAGGGUUCGGGGACACCUAGAGGUCUACCAUGCCUUUCUGUAUGAUAGUAACUUGCCACCCAUAGCGGCGCCAGAGGACGCACCUGUCGACGAGAGGGAGUGGGAGGUGGUCAGCGAGGCGAGAGAGGAAAAUGCGGCACAGCCUGUAUACGUAAGUCCAUCUUCGGAAUCACACACGCCUCUACCUCAAGGUUGGGAAGAAAGGCAAGACGCCAAUGGAAGGACUUAUUACGUGAAUCAUAUUGCCAGGACGACACAGUGGGAAAGGCCAACUUUAAGCAAUAGUACUUCAGAAACUAGAGCUGUCGAAAGAGAGGAACAACGUGAAGUGUUCGAAAGAAGGUACCACAUCAGUGCUGAUGAUGAGCAGAAUGGGCGCAGUGACAAUUCUAAUGUCAGUCAGGCAGACAUUGACAAUACAGACCAGGCGGAUAUCGACACAACAGACCAUCAAGAUGACGAUGUCACUGAUAACUUGAACAACGACGUCACGAUUCAACUGGAUAACGAAGUUGUCGAUCACCAGGAUGAUGAUGUCACUGAUCACCAGGAAAAUGUCGUAACCGAUCACCAGGAGAAUGAUAUCACCGAUCACCGCGAGGGUGACGUCACCGAUCACCGCGAGGAUGACGUCGCCGAUCACCAAGAUAAUGACGUUGACGUCGCGGAUCACCAGAAUAAUGACGUUGAUGUCGCCGUUCACCAGGAUAAUGACGUCAUCGAUCAUCAGGAUGGUGAUAAAGACGUCAGUCAACCGACAACCGAUAAUAUACCUGACAUAGUUAUCGAAAGAGACCUCAAUGACGAACGUAACCACGAGAAUAGAAUUAGUUUGAGAUCUGAUAUUUGCGAUACCGAUUACAAUGGUUCAGCGGAGAGCAACGAGAGCAGUCGACGGAGUUCUGUCGAUAUACCUCGUUUCCAGCUAUGUCAACUGAACUUUGGCAGACGUUCGACGGAGAAUGGUCUUUCCGAGAGCGAUGACCAACUCGACAGCAUGUCAAACAACUCGUCAAGAAGAGAUUCGACGGUCUCUUCUUCGACCAGCAACAGUAAUUCUCAAAACAAUCUCGAAGGACUAUCUGAAGGGUUGCCUUUAGGUUGGAGCGUGCAGCGUGCCCCGAAUGGACGUCUGUUUUUCAUAGACCACAAUGAAAAAACGACCUCGUGGGUGGAUCCCAGGACUGGUAGAGCGAGUCCUAUGCCUAACCAAGCGACCACUCCUGUGAUUAAUAAGAGACCUGAUGACGAUUUGGGUCCGUUGCCCGAAGGGUGGGAGGAAAGGGUCCAUUCGGAUGGGAGGAUUUUCUUCAUUGAUCACAAUACGAGAACAACUCAAUGGGAAGAUCCCAGGUUAUCAAACCCUUUGAUAGCAGGUCCAGCAAUACCAUAUUCUAGAGAUUACAGAAGGAAAUAUGAGUAUAUGAAAACGCAACUUAAGAAACCAUCGAAUGUUCCUAACAAAUUCGAAAUAAAAGUGAGGAGACGAAGCAUUUUGGAGGAUUCCUUCAGGGUAAUUACAUCAGUUUCUAGAGUAGACCUGUUGAAAACAAAACUGUGGGUAGAAUUCGAAGGGGAAGUUGGAUUGGAUUAUGGUGGGCUGGCGAGAGAAUGGUUCUAUCUGCUUUCAAAGGAAAUGUUCAACCCGUACUAUGGACUCUUUGAAUAUUCAGCGAUGGACAAUUACACCCUACAAAUAAACCCCUUCUCCGGAGUUUGUAACGAGGAACAUAUGAGCUAUUUCAAAUUCAUCGGACGUGUCGCAGGAAUGGCUGUCUACCAUGGAAAACUACUAGAUGCCUUUUUCAUCAGACCUUUUUAUAAAAUGAUGCUGUCAAAACAGAUCGAUCUGAAAGAUAUGGAAUCAGUAGAUUCGGAAUACUACAAGUCGCUUUUGUGGAUAAAGGAGAAUGAUCCAUCCGAUUUAGAUCUGACAUUUUCGGUUGAUGAAGAGUCUUUCGGACACACGUCGGUACAUGAACUGAUUGAAGGGGGGGCUGACAUUCCUUUGGACAAUUCCAAUAAGGAUAAGUAUAUAGCGUGCAUAAUAAAAUGGAGAUUUGUAGACAGGAUACAAGAUCAAAUGAACGCCUUUCUGGAGGGUUUCAGAGAUCUGGUACCUCUGAACAUCGUUAAAAUUUUUGACGAACACGAAUUGGAACUGCUCAUGUGUGGUAUCCAACACAUUGACGUGAAAGAUUGGAAACAGAACACUCUAUACAAAGGAGAUUAUCAUUCAAACCAUAUUGUGAUACAGUGGUUCUGGAGAGUGGUUUUAUCAUUUAGUAAUGAAAUGAGAGCUCGACUCUUACAGUUCGUGACUGGCACUUCAAGAGUACCUAUGAACGGUUUUAAAGAAUUAUAUGGUAGCAACGGGCCGCAGCUAUUCACCAUUGAAAAGUGGGGAACCACCGAUAAUUUUCCCAGGGCCCAUACUUGCUUCAAUCGUUUGGAUUUGCCCCCUUACGAAAGCUAUACUCAUUUGAAAGACAAGCUAGUGAAAGCCAUUGAGGGUUCUCAGGGCUUUGCCGGCGUCGAUUAGUACACAGUUUACCAGAGAUUUGCAUUUUUCUUGAA
Messenger RNA from Leptinotarsa decemlineata (Colorado potato beetle), 3301 nucleotides. It is a transcript of the gene Nedd4, whose product is annotated as E3 ubiquitin-protein ligase Nedd4. Gene Ontology annotation, cellular component: cytoplasm. Gene Ontology annotation, biological process: ubiquitin-dependent protein catabolic process; regulation of dendrite morphogenesis; protein ubiquitination. Gene Ontology annotation, molecular function: sodium channel inhibitor activity; protein binding; ubiquitin protein ligase activity. NCBI's taxonomy places the organism in Eukaryota, Metazoa, Arthropoda, Insecta, Coleoptera, Chrysomelidae. The record is from RefSeq and is a predicted model, not a curated record.